CUUCAUCAGUACAAAUCAACAAAAUUGUGUGUAUAUAUUAUAUACAAGAAUCAUGGGAUCACCAGAUUCUGUCGAGUACAUCCGCAUGGUGCACCACCUAAUUGAAGAGUGCAUAGUUUUCAAGAUGAACAAAGAGGAGUGCAUGGAAGCUCUCACCAAACAUGCAAAUGUCAACCCAAUCAUUGCUUCUACAGUGUGGAAGGAGCUAGAGAAAGAGAACAAGGAAUUCUUUGAAGACUACAAUAAGGAAAUAGAAGAAAGAGCAUCAUCUUCAGCUGAAACAGAUGAGAGUAGUGAGACAAGCCAAGUCACAGAUGAUGCCUCAAUUAAUUAAUUAAUCAUUAAUUUGUUGGGUUUUCCGACAAUUAAAUAUAAUCAUGAUGUUAUAAUUAAUAUUCGUCUGGUUCACUUUGUUGUAAUAUGUAAUUAAUUAAAGAUUAGUAGCUAGCUGGUACUCUUUUUAAUUACUGUGUUUUAGUAGUACUCGUGAAAUAUUGAAAACCUAGAUGCUGUGUAAGGUGAGUAUGCAGAUUUGUUGUACGUUGGUUGUUUGUUAUCGUGUUGGAGAAUGUGAUUUUAGCAUGGAUGAUGGUGUGCUUUGGGUGCGACACGUGUGUGGCACGUGGCAUUGUAUCCUUCAUCUUCUAGGUGAUUUGUCACUUCAUUUUUUAAUGUGUU
Molecule: messenger RNA, 678 nt
Organism: Erythranthe guttata (spotted monkey flower)
Lineage: Eukaryota; Viridiplantae; Streptophyta; Magnoliopsida; Lamiales; Phrymaceae
Source: RefSeq, a predicted model, not a curated record